GCUGGUUCACGCAAUGUGUACUGGCCGCUUCAACACUAAAGGACCACAGUGAGAGUGAUUUUCAAUAUCAAGAAACCCUUUCCAUCUUCCCUUCUUCUUCACUCCAGUUUUCACCAUCGUUACCUCUUGGUCAGGUUGGCACAGAUGGAAACCUCCAACACAUACAGCUUUGACCGAGACCUCUGCACCAUCUGUACAAAACUCGACACCAUCUCUCAGACUAACCAGCAGAUGCUGGAGCAGAUUCAUCUGGACGAAGUGAGCAAGAGUUACAGAAAACAUGAAGAAUACAUCCAACGCCAGCACGCCGCUUUCACUGAAAUGGAAGAGCAUGUCAGGAACGACCCUGAACGCUCGCAGGUCCACGCAGGAAACUUCCAGAGGGUGUUCGAGGGCAAUAAGAGUGACCUCGGUCUGGAUGCCUUGUACAAGGGUGUAACCGGGCGGGGUUUGGUUUUCAGCAGACCGAUACUGGACGUAUACUUCCAGCACUGCGGAGGAAAGAGAGGGGUCAUGGAGGCCAGAUGCUCCCAUCUCAUUCAUCUCUUCCAAAUUGGUCUUCUGGCGCUGAUGACGUAUACGACCGUCACAGAGGAUGAUGAAGAUCAGGUGAAGGAGAAAUGGGCUGGCAGGCUGGCAGGGAUACAGGCCAAGAUGGAGGACAUGUUGAGACGGUGCAACUAGAACUAACACCAAAGCACCUCCUUUAUGUUGGGUCGACUGUAGACUUUACUUUCUCUUUUUACAAAUGUGAGGACUAACUGACAUUAUAUUGGUGGUUUUUUGGUGUCAGUGAUUUUUAGCCAACAAGUCAGAGGUUGUUGUUGUUGUUUGACAUUUUCUUAUGUGGGCCAAACAGAGGCACAAUUGUAUUAGUGCUCAGGUUUUUGU
This is a messenger RNA of Lampris incognitus (smalleye Pacific opah), 891 nucleotides long. RefSeq names its product rapunzel 2 (gene rpz2). Bases 145 to 684 code for a protein of 179 amino acids. The transcript has 2 exons. The record is from RefSeq and is a predicted model, not a curated record. Lineage: Eukaryota; Metazoa; Chordata; Actinopteri; Lampriformes; Lampridae.